AUGUCGGUAGACACCGUUGCAAUCAUCUCUCUCCUUUGGGGCUUUUUUAUAAACACCCUCGCCUUUCUUGCUGCCCACACUUCGCUGGGAGCAUAUAUUCAUCACCUCUCUUCCCGCCUAAUGGAGAAGUUGAGGGAAAGCGGUUUCAAAUGGCCCGAAACUCCUGUGACCCCCGAUCGCCAGGAGUUCUUUGAUGCCCUGAAGCAAAUUCGUGAUCUGCAAUUGCAGAACUUGAACGAGCAGAAGGUGACAUCCGAUCUCCUGCGUGAGUUAAGGGACCAAGGCACGAACCAUCAUCCAGAGAUUCGCGAUGUUCUGUCGGAGUCACUUUGUCGUUUGACAACUAUCUCGGAUGGUUCUCACGCAAUUCGCGAAGCUCUGGACAACCACAGGCUUCGGAAGGAUGUACAGGUGGCGCUGGCAUCUGAGGUGGACAGAAUUCUUCGAAAUCUUCCACAAUCGAUUCGUGAGGCAGAAACCCGACCGACGUAUCGGCACCGACGAGUGGCGUCGGCGUGA
Truncatella angustata is the source of this 519-nucleotide messenger RNA. RefSeq lists its product as uncharacterized. The coding region runs from base 1 to 519 and encodes 172 amino acids. The record is from RefSeq and is a predicted model, not a curated record. The transcript has a single exon. NCBI's taxonomy places the organism in Eukaryota, Fungi, Ascomycota, Sordariomycetes, Amphisphaeriales, Sporocadaceae.